AAAUUGUAGUUUAUAACAAUAUUUUGAACAAAAUAAGUUUCGUCGAUUUAUAGGAGCAGCGGAAGAUACGUAAAAAUAGAGGAAAAACACCAUGGAAAAUUUGGCGCAAAGGAAAUUUCCAGCCAGUUCAAAGGAUUACAAGUUGUACGAAGAGGUUGGUGAAGGUGGCAGUGCCACCGUGUACAGAGCACUCUGCAUUCCGCUUAACGAGAUCGUUGCCGUCAAAGUUUUCGAUCUGGAGAAGUGCCAGAGUGACAUGGUAUGUGUCAUGCGCUGUAUUGCAUGUAGAGCUCCGAUCCGAUCGAUAUUGGUUCAUUGGAUGUUGAUGGUGUUUGUACUAUAUUUGUUUUUGGGAUCGUUUGUACAGGACGCCAUUCGUCAAGAAGUACAAACUAUGAGCUUGAUUGAGCAUCCAAAUCUUCUGAGACAAUAUUGCUCUUUCGCAACUGGCAGCAGCCUCUGGGUUGUGAUGCCUUACAUGGCCUGCGGAUCAUGUCGUUACAUUAUGCAAUCUGCUUAUCCAGAUGGUUUUGAACAGCCUGUUAUCGCCACCUUGUUGUACGAAGUUAUAAAAGCUCUUGCUUAUCUUCAUGCCCAAGGACUCAUUCAUAGAGAUAUUAAGGCUGGGAAUAUAUUGGUUGAUUCAAAAGGAGCAGUUAAGUUGGCAGACUUUGGGUUGGUGGCAAGCAUGUUUGAUACUGGUAGUAGACGACGUUCAAGAAAAACGUUUGCUGGAACUCCAUGCUGGAUGGCUCCAGAAGUUAUGCAGCAAUUGCAUGGAUAUGACUUCAAAGCAGACAUUUGGUCAUUUGGAAUAACAGCUCUAGAACUUGCUCAUGGUCAUGCACCGUUCUCCAAGUAUCCACCUAUGAAGGUAUUCCUGAUGACCGUACAAAAUGCACCACCUGGUCUUGACUAUCACAGGGACAAGAGAUUUUCAAAGUCAUUUAAAGAGAUUGUAGCUGCUUGCUUAGUAAAGGAUCCAGUGAAGCGCCCUACAGCAGAGAAGCUUUUGAAGCACCGUUUCUUCAAAUAUGCACGUUCAAAUGAAAUUCUGGCUCGGACUAUUCUGGAUGGCCUUUCUCCACUUGGUGAACGUUUUAGGAUGCUGAGGGAAAAAGAGGCCGACCUUGUGCACAAUAAGGCAAUGUAUGAAUCACAGCGAGAGUACAUACGGGGAAUCAGUGCAUGGAAUUUUGAUCUAGAGGAUUUGAAAAGGCAGGCUGGUCUUAUUCAGGAUGAUGAUGGAUUUGACGACUUAGCUGUUCUAGCAGAGAAACCGUCAGGGGAAAGGUUGAAUCAUUCUAAUGUAGCAGAAUCUACAUCCUCGCAGGAGGAUGGGCGUCAUUAUCUUCGUCGUGUUGGUAGUUCUCCAGCUAUAUCUCCUGUUCAAUCUCGUGAAGCACUUGGCGAUCAAUUGCUACAUCUUCAAAAUAGAGAUAAGAGGAAACUUUCAUCUGCAGAGGAUGCAUUCCACGAAAUGGGUUUCCAAAACAAGGGCUGGUUCACAAUCAAAUUUGCAGAUUCCAGACCUAAGGAUGCUCCAAAUAGCCUCAUCAACCCUUUUUCCAGACAGUCAAUAAAUUCUAUGCCUUCCACAGGCACCUACGUUCUUCUCAGGGUGCAGUCUAUGUUACAGCAGAAUGCAAUACAAAAGGAACAAAUAGUAAGAUUAAUUAGAUAUGUUAAUGAAACCACAGGUAAUAAUAUAGAGUAUCCAGGGGAAGCAGGCAACGACGAUAGCCUACAGACGUCUCUAGCCUCUGCAAGGGAGAGUGUCUUACAAGAUGAGGUGAUCAGUAUGGAACAAAGCAUUAAGGAACUUUUUGAAGAGUUACAGAGAUGGAAGAUAAAAAAUACAGAGCUGGAAAAGCAAUUAACUGCUUUGGGUGACAAGUAGGGGCCAUUGGGCCACUUAUGGACUCAUGAGGGAUUUGUUUAAACCUAAAAAGUCUCCUAUAUUCUCAAUUUCGAGAUUCAAAUGCAUAAAUAUCUAUUUGUAAAUUAUACUUUUUUUUUAAAA
Molecule: messenger RNA, 2023 nt
Organism: Alnus glutinosa
Lineage: Eukaryota; Viridiplantae; Streptophyta; Magnoliopsida; Fagales; Betulaceae
Product: serine/threonine-protein kinase BLUS1-like
Exons: 18
Coding region: 92-1900 (602 amino acids)
Biological process (GO): protein phosphorylation
Molecular function (GO): protein kinase activity; ATP binding; protein serine/threonine kinase activator activity
Source: RefSeq, a predicted model, not a curated record